This is a messenger RNA of Rhineura floridana, 1400 nucleotides long. It is a transcript of the gene ATG3, whose product is annotated as autophagy related 3. Gene Ontology annotation, biological process: nucleophagy; autophagosome assembly; autophagy of mitochondrion. Gene Ontology annotation, cellular component: cytosol; cytoplasmic ubiquitin ligase complex. Lineage: Eukaryota; Metazoa; Chordata; Lepidosauria; Squamata; Rhineuridae. The record is from RefSeq and is a predicted model, not a curated record. The transcript is spliced from 12 exons. Gene Ontology annotation, molecular function: Atg8-family ligase activity. Bases 261 to 1205 code for a protein of 314 amino acids.
GGUUCUGCGGCUACAUCUGAAAAGAAAAAUCUGUUGAUCUGUUGGUCAAAUCACAUGUCAAGGGAGUCUUUCAUGUGAUUCACCUACCCCCAUUGGAGGUAGUGGGGAGGGGCGGAGCAUCUGGCGGUUCUGAUCGCCCGGAAGGAAGAAAGCGAAAAAAAGGAAGGAAGGGAAGCAGGAGCAAGCAGUUGCGCUUGCUUGUGGUUCCGUUGUUGGCGCUGGCAACAGGCUCCUUAGGCACCCACCCAUAGCAAGGCAGGAUGCAGAGCGUCAUUAAUACGGUGAAGGGGAAGGCGCUGGAGGUGGCCGAAUACCUGACGCCUGUGUUGAAGGAAUCAAAAUUUAAAGAAACUGGAGUUAUCACUCCUGAAGAGUUUGUGGCAGCUGGAGACCAUUUAGUUCACCACUGUCCUACUUGGCAAUGGGCUACAGGAGAAGAAUUAAAGGUCAAGGCUUAUCUCCCAACAGACAAACAAUUCUUGGUCACUAAAAAUGUGCCAUGCUAUAAGCGAUGUAAACAAAUGGAGUAUUCGGAUGAACUGGAAGCCAUUAUAGAAGAAGAUGAUGGGGAUGGAGGAUGGGUGGACACAUUUCACAAUGCAGGCAUUACAGGAGUGACAGAAUCCAUUAAGGAGAUCACACUGGAGAGCAAGGACAAUACAAAGUUACCAGAGCGCUCAGGGUCUUGUGAAGAUGAUGACGACGAUGAGGGAGAGGCAGCUGAUAUGGAAGAAUAUGAAGAAAGUGGGCUGUUGGAGACUGAUGAUGCAACAUUGGAUACAAGAAAAAUAGUGGAAGCUGCCAAGGCAAAAGCUGAUGGUGGUGGUGGAGAAGAAGCUAUUCUACAGACCAGAACAUAUGACCUUUACAUCACAUAUGACAAAUACUAUCAAACACCAAGACUCUGGUUAUUUGGUUAUGAUGAGCAACGGCAGCCAUUAAAUGUAGACCACAUGUAUGAAGAUAUUAGUCAAGAUCAUGUUAAAAAGACUGUGACAAUUGAAAACCAUCCCCAUCUUCCUCCACCUCCAAUGUGUUCAGUUCAUCCGUGCAGACAUGCGGAAGUUAUGAAGAAAAUAAUUGAAACUGUGGCAGAAGGUGGGGGAGAGCUUGGAGUUCAUAUGUAUGUUCUAAUUUUUUUGAAAUUUGUACAAGCAGUCAUUCCAACAAUAGAAUAUGACUACACAAGACACUUUACAAUGUAAUUAAGGGAGAUAAUGUUUAUUCUAAUUAUUGAUCCUAAUUUUUUAAAAAGAAUAACCCAUACCUGUGACUGACUUGUUUAUCCACCAUGGUAUACAAUUUCUGUAAUGUAUGACUUCUAUCAACUUGAUGCAUCCAAAUAAAAUUCCACUACCAGCCUUACUUUUUAAUAAAGACCUUUAUGUGUAAAAAAUAAA